AUUAGAGUGGAAGAUUUAAAAAAUAAAAUGUUUUGUAGAACGGUUUGCAGUCUGCAACAGUGGUCGACUUCGUUUUGCAUGGCCCGGUGUCCCAUGUGAGCGGAGUUUUAGUAUUUUAGACCAUUCAAUUUAUUCUUAAGCGAAAUCUCCACCCACCUUGGCCACCGGGCCAUGCAAAACGAACACCACCAAUGUUACGAAAAGAGGGGAAUUGUAUCAAUGACUUUUUGUGCUACAUUGUUACAAAUAUUUGCCUGCCGGGUAAACGACUAUUAUGCCAGGUUGACCCACUGAGACCUAUUUAUUAGGCUAUGUGUGUUUUAUUGUGCUUCUAACAAACCACCGCGAAUCGUUUUAACAGGAUGUGGGCUUGUCCUAAACGAAUGUCCCGUCAUUCACCGCGGUCAUAAUUUUUACUAACGCUCAUUAUACACAAAUACUUACACAUCAGCGAAGUGCGAGAUCUGACGGGAGAGCAGCUACGAUGGCUCCACGUAUGGAUGAUGUCAUGCAACUGUGCUGUGACCUGUCUGCAAAUCAGCAGAUAAAAGCAGCAGUGAAGAAUUCUGGGAAAGGAUCAGCAGUGGCAGGAGGGACUGCAUUUUUAGGGGGUCUUCUAGGUGGUCCCCCAGGGAUUGCUGUUGGUGGAGCAGUAGGUGGCCUGUUGGGAUGGUGGAUGACCAGUGGACAGUUCAGACCUCUCCCUCAGAUCAUCAUGGAGCUGCCUCCCCACCAGCAGCAGAGGCUCUAUGCUGAUAUCAUGGCCGUUUUGGGCUCACUGAACUGGACAGACCUGGCCCAGCUGACCGCCCUGGUCAUGGGGAAUGCUACUCUCCAGCAGCAGGUCACUGCUGCCCUACUCAGUUAUAUCACAAAGGAACUGAGAGCAGAGGUGAGAUAUGGGGACUGAUCUACACAGACUGAAUAUCUGGAGGAUCUCCUUAGAACACACAUAUGCUGUCUUGGAAAGGAAAACUACUUUUGGUACUCAACAAAUUCAACUCAAGCUUAAUUUUGGAGACUGAAAUAACCUUUUAUACUGCAGGUUCACUGGAAGAGACCUUAUGAGAGUUAAUACAUUGAGACUCAUGUCAGACCUGUCAUGUUACCUAAUAUCAUCUGAUCAUGUCCAUUUAAUGUCCUUUGAUAAAGCAUUUAAAGGGCAAUUCCACCACUUUUUACCUUCAUUUUCAUCCAGUACAAUACCAGUGUCUACAAAUGUGAAAAACAGUGAAUUUAUUAAAUAAUAAAAUCACUGUUUUGUUACCUUUAAUCCUACCCUGUGAUGUCAAAGAGAAACAUUUUUUAGUACCUUGUCUUUUUGACCACAGAUCAUAGAAACGUGUUUUCACAUACUGUAUGUAGACACUGGUAUGGUGCUGGAGAUAAUUAAUAUGAUGUUGAAAGGUGGCAGAAUUGCCCUUUAAUGUACACAUUUGUUUUAAAUGAGAAAUGAUCACCUCUGAAUGUAGCGGUAUGAUUGAAACUUCUCUUAUAAGAACAGUACAGCGAUUAACCAAAGGGUGUACUUUAUUUGUUUUGUAGUGCAUAAUUUGUUACCAAUAUUCUGCACUGAAAUGUACACAUUGAAUAUUGUUGGGCAUUUAUCAUUUACAUUAUUUGCAACAAAUGCAAGACAAUGAAAAAAGGACCCUGAUCACUCCUCUUGUAAGUGUGCCUGGGAUCUCAAGCGAUUCAUGCAAUGUGAAUAUUGUAAGAGAUGAGUACUUCUGAGAAACCAGCCUUGAUACUCCUGCUGCAUAAUGGUGAUAAGUCCCACCUAGUCCUAGAAUUAACUAAUUGGGAAAAUAUUGGAGACUUUUUGUAAUGCUCUGUAUUAAACUGUUUCUAUGAAAAUCAUGAUAAAUGAAAUAAAGGAUGAAGGUGA
Coregonus clupeaformis (lake whitefish) is the source of this 1888-nucleotide messenger RNA. Its product is annotated as protein C19orf12 homolog. The coding region runs from base 485 to 910 and encodes 141 amino acids. NCBI's taxonomy places the organism in Eukaryota, Metazoa, Chordata, Actinopteri, Salmoniformes, Salmonidae. The transcript has 3 exons. The record is from RefSeq and is a predicted model, not a curated record.